Messenger RNA from Argiope bruennichi, 408 nucleotides. RefSeq names its product histone H2A-like. The record is from RefSeq and is a predicted model, not a curated record. Gene Ontology annotation, molecular function: structural constituent of chromatin; DNA binding; protein heterodimerization activity. Bases 1 to 408 code for a protein of 135 amino acids. Lineage: Eukaryota; Metazoa; Arthropoda; Arachnida; Araneae; Araneidae. Gene Ontology annotation, cellular component: nucleosome. The transcript has a single exon.
AUGGCACAACCAAGGAAAAGAAAAAAUACUGAAAAGGAUCCUGUGCCCGCAAAGAAGAAGAAAAUCAUUGCGCUUGGAAAAAAAGGUAAUAUUCACCAAACUAAGCGAUUUCCAGUGCAGCAGAUCCAUGAGCUAUUGGAAACGAAAUUCCCCGGUGGCACUGUCAAGGCCGAAGCAGCUGUAUACCUGACUGGCGUCUUGGAAUAUGUAGCUGCUGAGAUCUUGGAGUUGUCGGCCAACGCUGCCAGAACUCGAUGCAGUGGAAAAAGUGGACAGUUCAAAGUUGCCUUGGAGGACAUGAUAUCGGCCAUUGACAGCGACAUAGAGAUCAAAGAACUGACCGAUAAAGUCAGACUGGCAAACGCGGCGAGCAAACAAGGAAUAAACAAUUAUAGUGUUAAAAAAUAA